Messenger RNA from Poecilia latipinna (sailfin molly), 974 nucleotides. It is a transcript of the gene mrps34, whose product is annotated as mitochondrial ribosomal protein S34. NCBI's taxonomy places the organism in Eukaryota, Metazoa, Chordata, Actinopteri, Cyprinodontiformes, Poeciliidae. Gene Ontology annotation, molecular function: structural constituent of ribosome. The record is from RefSeq and is a predicted model, not a curated record. The coding region runs from base 179 to 838 and encodes 219 amino acids. The transcript is spliced from 4 exons. Gene Ontology annotation, cellular component: mitochondrion.
GACUAUUUAUGAACGGACCAUGUGUGCGGAAAAUGCGUGCUUUGCUCACUGAGGUCAACUAGGAGUUAAUUUCUUUGGUCAUUUUCAGGCAUUGAAACUAAUAUAUUUUAUCAUUAGUAGAUAAUCUGGGGUUUCAUACCAGGGUAUACUGUGACCGGGUGUUUGUCCACUUGCAAUCAUGGUGAAAAAGAAGCGGCUCCGUCUCAUCGCAGAAAUGGCUCGGAAGAUCCGGGCGUACCGGGAGCUGAAGUUUCGGCCGAAGGAGUCGCAGAAGUACGCCCUGGACUACGAGAAUAUGAGGCGGCCUCUCACUGGGAAGAUGCUGCCCGUGUUGGCCUGGCAGGACGUCCGCAGGGAGAGCCGCCUCUUCUCCCUGCUGGCGGGGAUGAGGCUGUUCGGAGUCGGCCGCAUGUUCACCCGUAAGUCUUGGUUGGAGGAACACCCAGAGCCCAGCUACUGGGAGAUUACCAAGGUCAAGGUGGACUACACAGCUGAGAACAUGGAUCAUGGCAAAGCAUGGGGAAUCCUCACAUAUAAAGGCAAACAGGAAAAAGAGGUGAAAGAGGUGGAGAAGGUGAUGUACCACGACUGGCGCCUGAUUCCCAAAGGCAUGGAGCAGCAGUUCAAGGACUUCCAGCCCCUCCCAGAGCCUCCGGUGCGCUACGUUCCCUACCCUCCCCUGCUCCGUGCCAUGAUCCUGGCACAGCGUGGGAGAGCUGGAGGCAGGGUGGUGACAGAGGAGCCGGCCUUGCCCUUACAGAGGAAUGUGGUGUUCAACGUAGAAUAUUUCCGCAAACAGGAAGAAGAGAAUCGGAGGAAAGAGGGGACAGCGGUGUGAACCAGAACGGUCUUUUCAAGGACUCGUCUGAGCCGCUGCCGAGUGCUGGACUCAAAUAAGGUUUCUUUAUAAUCUCAUAGAGAACCGUGUAUGUUUGUGUGUGCUAAAUAUUAAAAGCGGGAUCAAACCGGCUCCU